Molecule: messenger RNA, 3240 nt
Organism: Microsporum canis CBS 113480
Lineage: Eukaryota; Fungi; Ascomycota; Eurotiomycetes; Onygenales; Arthrodermataceae
Product: Na+/K+-exchanging ATPase alpha chain
Exons: 14
Coding region: 1-3240 (1079 amino acids)
Biological process (GO): proton transmembrane transport; intracellular potassium ion homeostasis; potassium ion import across plasma membrane
Cellular component (GO): membrane
Molecular function (GO): ATP hydrolysis activity; P-type sodium:potassium-exchanging transporter activity; ATP binding
Source: RefSeq, a predicted model, not a curated record
AUGACGGCUGAGGGUGAGGCCGAAAAGGCUCAUGUGGAUUCCGGCAUGCGUAUUCGUUACGCAGAUGAGGAACAACCUCAGGAAACCGGACGUAUUCCCUUGCAUAGAAAGACAUCGGUUGGCUCCAUGUCUAUUCGAAGUGCACGUAGGGUUGUUUCGCCAGAAAUUGUCCUUCCGAUUGCAUAUCGUACCCUUUCUUAUAACGUCGAAGAGUCAAUCCAAAGAGCGAAUGAGCCACCUGUUAAAGGAGCUGCGCAGAUUGUUGAUGGUAUAUCAGGGUUGGACUGGCAUUCUGCUACGGUUGGCAACUUAGUAUCACGACUGAAUACCUCGAUUUCCCAAGGUCUAUCUACAGAUGAAGCUCAGAAACGUAUCGUCGAAUAUGGCAAGAAUGCACCCACCCGGCCUCGUACCGAAUGGUUUCGCAAGAUCAUGGGAUACUUCUUUGGCGGGUUUGGAAUCUUGCUUUUGACUGGAUGUAUUCUUGUCUUUAUCGCCUGGAAACCCUUAGGAGACCCCCCAGCCCUCGCAAACCUAGCAUUGGCUAUUGUUCUCCUAGCGGUCUUCUUCAUCCAAGCCAGUUUCAAUGCCUGGCAGGACUGGUCAUCCUCGAGGGUCAUGGCUUCUAUUACCACUAUGCUUCCUGAUGACUGCACUGCUAUUCGGGACUCUGCUACCGUUGUAGUAUCGGCUAUUGACCUUGUACCUGGAGAUGUGAUUACAAUUAAACAGGGAAACAAGUUACCUUCUGAUAUCCGAUUUGUGGAGGUGUCAUCCGAUGCUAAGUUUGAUAGGUCCAUCCUAACUGGUGAAUCGGAACCUGUGGAUGGGACGGUUGAAUCUACUGAUAAGAACUUUUUAGAAACUCGCUGCAUCGGCCUUCAGGGAACACAUUGCGUUUCUGGUACCGCUACUGGCAUCUGCAUUGCAACAGGAGACAAAACUGUUUUUGGCCGCAUAGCCAACCUAACAAACAAGCCGAAUCGUGGACUUACACCAAUCCAAAAGGAAAUAUUACGCUUCGUCUUGAUAAUAGUUAGCUUCAUUGCCUCUGUCGUGAUACUUGUCGUUGUUGUCUGGGCUGCAUGGCUAAGAAAAGCACACCCCGACUGGAUCAACGUGCCACUACUCAUAGUCAACUGCGUGAGUAUCGGCAUAGCUUUCGUUCCGGAGGGUCUUCCCGUCGCCGUCGCGUUGAGUCUAACUAUCGGGGCCAAAAUCAUGAGAAAGAAUAAUAUUCUUUGCAAGUCCCUUUCAACGGUAGAAACUCUAGGAUCCGUGUCUGUUAUUUGCUCCGAUAAGACAGGAACUCUGACGAAGAAUGAAAUGUUCGUGACCAACUGCUUUGCGGGCGGGCAUGAAUACGGAGCAGAUGAUGCCAAGAAGUUCUUUGGAAGCAGAUGCAAAUCUCAAUAUAAUAAUACUGCUCUCGAGCGCACUCACAUUCUCGGUGCUCUCUGCAAUGCUGCUGAGAUAGAUGCGUCAACUCUCAAGCUUCCGGCGCAGUCAAUGAAAAUUCACGGAGAUCCCACGGAUCAAGCUAUACUACGAUUCUCCGAAUCCAUGGAGCCUACCCAGCAACACAAGAUGAAGUGGAAAAAGGUCUUUGAGAUUGCUUUCAGUAGCAAGAAUAAGUUUAUGAUCCGAGUUAUGUCCCCCAUAGCGCUGGGGGACUCAGAUAAUGCUGAACCAAGCUCAGAGAUGGAACUAUCUAUAAAAGGGGCGCCAGAUAUCUUGUUAUCACGCUGCCAUACGGCUCUUCAAAGCGAUGGCUCGAUUGCUCCGUUAUCUGAUACGGAUAGAGAAACUAUUGAAAGAGCAAAGGAUGAGUGGUCUACUGAAGGAAAGAGAGUGGUACUAGUCGCCAGAAAAGGUGUCACUCAGGCUAUUAGAAACUCUCUGAAAACGGCCCAGGCAGAGAAAUCUGUCACAGAUUUCGCAAUGUCUGGUUUGACUUUCGUUGGAAUGUGGGCGUUGAUUGAUCCACUGAGGGAUGAAAUCCCAGAUGUGAUCAAAACUCUACGUGGGGCUGGCAUAAGAAUACUGAUGGUGACGGGGGAUUUUAAACUUACAGCUCAAGCCAUUGCGGUGAACUGUGGGAUAAUCAAAUCUCAGGGUGCCUUGGUUCAUUCCAUUGACAAUUUACGCCGUGACUUUGCAAUAGAGCUACAUGGCAAAGAGGAAGAGCAAGAACGUCCACUCGUCAUCAGUGGACCGGAGUUGAUUACCCUCAACGAUAAUCAGUGGCACCAGCUCUGUACUUACCAGGAGAUCGUCUUUGCCAGAACAACGCCUGAUCAGAAACUGCGAAUUGUAAAAGAAUUCCAGUCUCGAGGUAAUAUAGUGGCUAUGACAGGCGAUGGUGUAAAUGAUGCACCAGCCUUGAAGGCUGCAGAUGUUGGGGUAGCACUGGGUAGUGGGUCCGACAUAGCUAUCGAGGCUGCAGAUAUGGUCCUAUUGGACUCAUUCGCCGCUAUCGUUGAGGCUGUUAAAUAUGGCCGUGUCACCUUUGACAACUUGAAGAAAACUAUCUGCUACCUUCUACCAGCCGGGAGCUUUAGCGAGCUUUGCUUUAUCGUCAUUUCUUAUGGUAUUUUCUCCGGUUUUAUACUUGCUCUGAAUUUAUUCACUGAUGCUGCUGGCUCUAUUACGCUAUCUUAUGAACAACCAGAGAUGGAUGUUCUCCUUCGCCCCCCGCGCAAUCAGAAAACAGACCGACUUGUUAAUAGCCGCUUUAUUCUCCAUGCUUACGGUUUCAUUGGCGUGUAUGAGUGCCUGCUCUCAUUUAUCAUGGCUUUCUGGUAUAUGUCUAGACGUGGGAUUCCAUUUAGUGCCAUGCUUCUCAAGUUCGGCAAAAUGGACCCUCAAUAUGACCCUUCAUAUGUCACUGAAAUAUCCAACAAGGCAUCUUCCAUCUAUUUUGUUAACCUUGUUAUUCUACAAUUCUUCAAUUUGCUAGCUACCCGAACUCGGAGACUGAGUAUAUUCCAACAGCCACCGAUAUUCAAUAAACAAACACAGAACCCUCUCCUCUUUGUGGCUAUGCUAUUUUCACUUAUGAUCAUUUUCAUCUUCUGCUAUAUCCCUGGAGUUCAGAACACUGUGGCUACGGCAACGGUUCCAGUGGAGCAUUUCUUUCUUCCUAUAGCUUUUGGGUUAGGUCUCCUCCUGCUAGAUGAGACAAGAAAGUAUUUUGUUCGCAAAUACCCGAAGGGCUUAUUGGCAAGACUUGCUUGGUAG